Messenger RNA from Loxodonta africana (African savanna elephant), 4452 nucleotides. RefSeq names its product Spi-B transcription factor (gene SPIB). The transcript has 32 exons. The record is from RefSeq and is a predicted model, not a curated record. NCBI's taxonomy places the organism in Eukaryota, Metazoa, Chordata, Mammalia, Proboscidea, Elephantidae. Gene Ontology annotation, biological process: cell differentiation; regulation of transcription by RNA polymerase II. Gene Ontology annotation, molecular function: protein binding; DNA-binding transcription factor activity, RNA polymerase II-specific; sequence-specific DNA binding. The coding region runs from base 11 to 3913 and encodes 1300 amino acids. Gene Ontology annotation, cellular component: nucleus.
CAGUGCCACCAUGCUCGCCUUGGAGGCUGCACAGCUUGAUGGGCCACACUUCAGCUGUCUGUACUCGGAUGGUGUCUUCUAUGACCUGGACAGCUGCAAACACCCCAGCUACCCUGAUGCAGAGGGAGCUCCUGACUCGCCAUGGGGCUGGACCGAGGCCCCGCCUGCCCCACCUGCCCUCUACGAGGCCUUCGACCCCACAUCGGCCACUUUCGGCCACUCCCAGGGUGUCCCUCUCUGCUAUGGACCCUCGACCUACAGCCCUGCAGGGGGCCUUGACCCAGUGCCCAGCCUGGAGGCCCUGGGGCCCAGCCUCUCAAUGUACCCCACGGAGGACUUUACUAGCCAGACCCUGAGCCCGCCAGCAGCAUACGCCCCAUACCCCAGCCCUGCAUUAUCCGAGGAGGAAGACUUUGUGCUAAACAGUCCUGCCCUGGAAGUGUCGGAUAGCGAGUCCGAUGAGGCCCUCCUGACUGGUGCCACUGAGGGGAGAGGAUCUGAUGCAGAGGACAAAAAGGCCCCCAAAGGCAAAGAUGCCCCUAAACAAGCCCCCAAAGAAACUCUCCCUAAGGGUGCUCCUGCAGAGCCCCCCAAAGAAGCCCCAGCUGAGGAUCAGUCCCCCCUCAGCGAGGAGCCCACUGGGGUGUUCCUGAAGAAGCCGAACUCGGUGUCAGUGGAGGCUGGAAAGGACACGCUGAUCGUGGCCAAGCUGAAUGGGAAGGAGCUCUCCGGCACGCCAAUCAUCAAGUGGUUCAAGGGGAAGUGGCUGGAGCUGGGCAUCAAGAGUGGCACCCGGUUCUCCUUCAAAGAGCAUCACGACUCUGCCAGUAAUGUGUACACCGUGGAGCUGCACAUUGGAAAGGUGGUACUGGGGGACCGUGGGGAUUACCGGCUCGAGGUCAAAUCCAAGGACACCUGCGACAGCUGUGGCUUCAGCAUCGAUGUGGAGGCACCUCGUCAGGAUGCCUCUGGGCAGAGUCUAGAAAGCUUCAAGCGUACGGGUGAUGCGAAGUCAGACGCAGGUGAGCUGGAUUUCAGCAGCCUGUUGAAGAAGAGGGAGGUGGCUGAAGAGCAAGAGAAGAAGAAGAAGAAGAGUGAUGAUGAUGACCUAGGAAUCCCACCUGAGGUUUGGGAGCUCCUGAAAGGGGCAAAGAAGAGUGAGUAUGAGAGGAUCGCCUUCCAGUAUGGCAUCACUGACCUCCGAGGCAUGCUAAAGCGGCUCAAGAAGGUCAAGGUCGAAGUCAAGAAGAGUUCAGCCUUCACAAAGAAACUGGAUCCAGCCUACCAUGUGGACCAGGGCAACAAGAUCAAGUUGGUGUUGGAGAUCAGUGACCCAGACCUUCCCCUCAAGUGGUUCAAGAAUGGCCAGGAGAUCAAACCAAGUGGCAAGUACAUGUUUGAGAAUGUUGGUAAGAAGCGAAUUCUCACCAUCAACAAGUGCACAUUGGCAGACGAUGCUGCUUAUGAGGCAGUCAUCAAUGAUGAGAAGUGUUUCACUGAGCUCUUCGUCAGAGUACCUCCAGUCCUGAUCAUCAAACCCCUUGAGGACCAGCAGGUGUUUGUGGGUGACCGUGUGGAAAUGAUGGUGGAGGUGUCACAAGAAGGUGCUGAGGUCACAUGGAUGAAAGAUGGUGUGGAAAUGACUCGGGGGGAUUCCCACCAGGCCCCAUAUCGCUUCAAGAAGGACGGGAAGCGCCAUAUUCUUAUCUACUCAGACGUGACCCAGGAUGACGAGGGUCGUUAUCAGGUCAAAACCAACGGUGGCCAGUGUGAGGCUGAGCUCAUUGUGGCAGCGAAGCAGUUGGAAGUCCUGCAGGAUGUCGCAGAUCUGACAGUGAAGGCUGCAGAACGGGCUGAGUUCACCUGCGAGGUAUCUGAUGAGAAGGUGACGGGAAAGUGGUACAGGAAUAGGGUUGAGGUGCGGCCCAGCAAGAGGAUCACCAUCUCCCACACAGGGAGAGUCCACAAAUUGGUGAUUGAUGACGUCCAUCCCGAGGAUGAGGGAGACUACACGUUUGUGCCUGAUGGCUAUGCCCUGUCCCUCUCGGCCAAGCUCCACUUCCUGGAAAUUAAGGUGGAGUAUGUACCCAAGCAAGAGCCACCAACAAUCCACCUGGACUGCACAGGCAAGGCCGCAGAUAAUUCAAUUGUGGUUGUGGCUGGAAACAAGCUGAGGCUGAAUGUGGCUAUCGCAGGGGAGCCCCGUCCCAUCACCACUUGGCUAAAGGAAGAUGAGGUAUUCUCGGCCACAGAGGGCAGGACCCGCAUUGAGCAGUGGGUCGACUGCAGCAGCUUCGUGUUCGAGAGUACUGAGCGAUCAGAUGAAGGUCGCUACACUGUCAAGGUCACCAGCCCCACUGGCGAAUGCUCGACCUCCAUCUUCGUGAGAAUUGUGGAUGUCCCAGACCCCCCAGAGGCUGUGCGUGUCACCUCAGUUGGAGAGGAUUGGGCCAUCCUUGUCUGGGACCCACCCAAGUAUGACGGAGGUCAGCCAGUCACCGGGUACCUCCUGGAGCGGAAAAAGAAGGGCUCUCAGCGCUGGAUGAAGCUGAACUUUGAGGUCUUUACGGACACAACCUACGAGUCCACCAAUAUGAUCGAGGGCAUUUUCUAUGAGAUGCGAGUCUUUGCUGUCAACGCCAUUGGAGCCUCCCAGCCCAGCAUGAACACCAAACCUUUUAUGCCCGUUGCACCCACGAGUGAACCCCAGCACCUGAUGGUGGAGGAUGUGACAGACACUACUGCUACACUCAAGUGGAGGCCUCCAGAAAGGAUUGGGGGAGGUGGCAUCGAUGGGUACCUGGUGGAGUACUGCCUGGAGGGAUCUAAUGAAUGGAUCCCUGCUAACACGGAGCCCACAGAGCGAUGUGGCUUCACUGUCAAGAAUCUCCCAACAGGAGCAAAAAUUACCUUCCGGGUUGUUGCGGUCAACAUUGCAGGACGAAGCCAGCCGGCUACCCUGACCCAGCCAGUCACCAUCCGGGAGAUUGUAGAGCAACCCAAGAUCCGUCUCCCCCGCCAUCUUCGCCAGACUUAUAUCCGUAAAGUGGGGGAGCAGCUCAACCUCGUCAUCCCCUUCCAGGGAAAGCCACGGCCCCAGGUGGUGUGGACAAAGGGUGGGGCGCCGCUGGACUCGUCCCGGGUGCACGUGCGGACUAGCGACAUGGACACAGUGCUAUUCGUGCGCCAGGUGGCCCGCUCUGACUCCGGGGAGUAUGAGCUGAGUGUGAAGAUUGAGAACAUGACAGACACAGCCACCAUCAGCAUCCGGGUCGUGGAAAAGGCAGGGCCAGCAGAGAACGUGAUGGUGAAGGAGGUGUGGGGCACCAACGCCCUGGUGCAGUGGCAGCCCCCCAGAGAUGAUGGGAACAGCGAGGUCACAGGCUAUCUCAUCCAGAAAGCUGACAAGAAAACCAUGGAGUGGUUCACCGUUUACGAGCACAAUCGCCAUACCUCCUGCACUGUGUCUGACCUCAUCGUGGGCAACGAAUACUAUUUCCGUGUAUACAGUGAGAACAUCUGUGGACUCAGUGACUUACCUGGUGUCUCCAAGAACACGGCCCGUAUCCUCAAGAAAGGACUCACCCUCAAACCGUUUGAGUACCAGGAGCAUGACUUCCGAACAGCUCCCAAGUUCCUGACACCUCUAAUAGACCGGGUUGUCAUUGCUGGGUAUUCUGCUGCUCUCAACUGCGCUGUCAGAGGCCACCCUAAGCCGAAGGUGGUCUGGAUGAAGAACAAGAUGGAGAUUGGUGAAGACCCCAAGUUCCUGAUGACCAAUCACCAGGGAGUCCUGACACUGAACAUCCGCCGCCCUUCCCCCUUUGACGCUGGGACUUACUCCUGUCGGGCCGUCAAUGAGCUGGGGGAGGCGCUGGCUGAGUGCCGGCUGGACGUCCGAGUGCCACAGUGAAGCCUUCUCUUCUAUGCAUCAAGAUGACUGCCUGCUGAAUCGUCAUCCCAAUCCCUGACCUCCCGGGUCUGUGUUUCCCUUUCUGGAGUUAGCAUUAAGAACAUGAGUUGAUGAGUCUUGUCUCGGACUCUCACGUGUGUGUUCUUCAAUUUGCAGUUGAGGGUGGUCAUGUCUGGGUUGGUGAUGAGGGCCGUCAUGUUGGAAUGGCAACCACAAUAAGGCAGCCAUGAUGAAACUGAUCAAAUUGAUCCACCCAUCUCGGAACAGCUACUUUAGUGAGGCAACCAUGUGGUACUGGCAACUACAAGUCAAAGAUGACCCAAGGCCAUGCUGAGGCAGCUAGACUGGAAAGGUAUUCUAGUGAAGAAGCUAUGCUGCAAUGGUGGGCACUACCUCAUAGGGACGGCCCCAAGGAAUUAAGACACGGUGAAGUGAAGACCAGGUUGAGACAGCCACACUGGAAAAGCUACUUCAGUGAGGUAGCCAUGUUGAACUGACGACGACAAUGAUGAAACUGCUCACUGACCUGGAUGUUGGUU